Molecule: messenger RNA, 2746 nt
Organism: Rosa rugosa (rugosa rose)
Lineage: Eukaryota; Viridiplantae; Streptophyta; Magnoliopsida; Rosales; Rosaceae
Product: pentatricopeptide repeat-containing protein At3g22150, chloroplastic
Exons: 1
Coding region: 279-2735 (818 amino acids)
Biological process (GO): RNA modification
Molecular function (GO): RNA binding; protein binding
Source: RefSeq, a predicted model, not a curated record
AAGAGUUAGGAGGUAAUCACUAUAUGUGGUCAAGUUGGUAAGAGCGUUUAAGUGUGGAAUUUCUGCACUCAAAUUCGAAUUCCGUCGGCGCUGAUUGGAGUUUAAAUUUCAAUCUAUUCUUAAUGACAAAAAAAAAUGAGGGAGCGUUUUAACAAGACUUCUAGCCCACGGACUAGUUUCUGGACUUAAGAUGUCUUUAAGAAUACCGUCUGAUCUCAAUAUAAAAAAUAAAAAGAAAAAAACAGGUAUAGGAGGGAAAAUCCACCAGAGCCAUAACCAUGGCUUCCUCUGCUCUUCCCCCACCUCUCUCCACACCCACUCAAACCCCCAUACCCAACUCUCCUCACAAUCUCUCUUCCCCAGUCUUCCCACUGCCAACUCUCGAAACCGCCACAAUUCGCUCCCGCCUAAGCAGACUCUGCCAAGAAGGCCAACCCCACCUUGCCCGCCAGCUGUUCGACACCUUGCCUCGCCCAACCACCCUUCUCUGGAACACCAUCAUCAUUGGCUUCAUCUGCAACAACAUGACCACUGAAGCCCUCUUGUUCUAUUCCCACAUGAAAAACUCCUCCCCCAGCACCAAAUGUGACCCUUACACUUACUCUUCCACCCUCAAAGCCUGCGCCGAUACCCGCAAUUUCAACAUUGGCAAGGCUGUGCAUUGUCACAUUCUUCGGUCCCUUCCGAACCCAAGUAUGAUUGUGCAGAAUUCGCUAAUGAAUAUGUACUCUUCCUGCAUUGGAGGCUUUGAUCAUGCCAAGUAUGACUUAGUACGCAAGGUGUUUGACACAAUGCGCGAGAGAAAUGUGGUUGCGUGGAACACGUUGGUUUCGUGGUAUGUUAAGACUGAGAGGUAUGGAGGAGCGGUUAAGCAGUUUAGGAUGAUGAUGAGGAUGAGAAUAACCCCCAGCGCUGUGAGUUUUGUCAAUGUUUUCCCUGCUUUAUCCGCCAUGAGAGACUAUAAAAAUGCCAAUGUUUUAUAUGGUUUGGUUGUUAGAUUCGGCGGUGAUUAUGUGAAUGACUUGUUUGUUGUGAGCUCGGCGAUAUUUAUGUAUGCCGAGCUUGGUUGCCUUGAUUAUGCUAGGAAGAUUUUCGACCGUCGUUUGGGGAGAAACACAGAGAUAUGGAACACCAUGAUUGGUGGGUAUGUUCAGAAUAAUCUUCCUAGGGAAGCAAUCAGCCUUUUCUUUCAAGCCAUACGAUCAGAUCCGGCUGUUCUUGAUGAAGUGACUUUUCUUUCGGUCUUAACUGCAUGUUCACAGUUGCAACAGUUGGAACUAGCUGGACAGUUGCAUGCUUUUAUUACUAAGCAUUUCAGAGUGAUGCCUGUUAUUUUACUAAAUGCAAUUAUGGUGAUGUACUCGAGGUGCAAUUCUGUUGAGACGUCGUUCAAGUUUUUUCAUAAGAUGCCGGAGAGGGAUGCUGUUUCAUGGAAUACCAUGAUCUCUGUGUUUUCUCAGAGUGGCUGGGAUGAUGAUGCUUUAAUGCUUGUUUAUGAGAUGCAAAAGCAAAAGUUUUUGUUCGAUUCUGUAACUGUAACUGCUCUGCUUUCGGCUGCAUCAAAUCUUAGAAACGUAGAUGUUGGACAGCAGACACAUGCUUAUAUUAUUAGGCAUGGAAUAGAAUUUGAGGGGAUGGAAAGUUAUCUCAUAGACAUGUAUGCCAAAUCUGGUUCAGUCAGGAUUGCAGAACGACUUUUCAAAAAAGACUAUAUGGUUGAUAGAGAUCAUGCUACUUGGAAUUCUAUGGUUACUGGGUACACACAGAAUGGUCUGAUUGAAGAAGCUUUUGUAGUUUUUAGGCAGAUGCUGGAGCAGAAGCUAAUACCGAAUGCCGUGACCUUAGCAUCAGUUUUCCCUGCUUGUAAUCCAGUGGGGAACAUAGAUAUGGGUAAGCAACUCCAUGGGUUCUCUUUCCGUCACUACCUUGACCAAAACGUCUUCGUGGGAACUGCUCUAAUUGACAUGUACUCAAAAUGUGGUGCACUCACUUAUGCUGAAAAUGUGUUUCUUGAAACCCAUGAAAAGAACUCUGUCACAUACACCACAAUGAUAUUGGGCUAUGGCCAACAUGGAAUGGGUCAGAAAGCUCUGUCUUUGUUUCACUCAAUGAAGAGAUCUGGCAUUGUACCUGAUGCGAUUACCUUUGUUGCAGUCUUGUCUGCUUGCAGUUAUGCUGGUUUGGUUGAUGAAGGUCUUUCUUUAUAUGAUUCAAUGAAAAUGGAGUACAACAUAAAACCAUUAACUGCACAUUAUUGUUGUAUAGCGGACAUGUUAGGGAGGGUUGGAAAAGUAGUUGAAGCAUACGAGUUUGUUAUAGGGUUGGGUGAAGAGGGUUACGUGAUAGAAAUUUGGGGAUCACUUCUUGGUGCAUGCAGAAUUCAUAAACAAUUUGAAUUGGGCAAGAUUGUUGCUGAUAAAUUGCUUGAAAUAAAGGCUGCUAAUGUCAAGACAGGCUACCAUGUUUUGCUCUCAAAUAUGUAUGCUGAGGAAGGAAAGUGGGAAAUUGUUGAUAAAGUGAGAAAACAAAUGAAAGAGAAAGGUUUGAAGAAGGAGCCUGGCUGUAGUUGGAUUGAGAUUACUGGUUUCCUGAACUGUUUCAUUUCUAGGGACCAAAAGCACCCUCGGUGCAGUGAGAUAUAUGGUAUGUUGGCGGAGUUGACUAUGAUGAUGAAAGAAGCUGGUUAUAGGCCUUCUCUCAAUUCCCAUCUAGAUGCAAUUUUGGAACCUCAUUAGUGAAUCAAAGG